AUGGCAGAGGCAGUUCUUUCUGCUCUUCUUCAGGUGAUAUUUGAAAAUUUGUCUUCUCAGAGUUUUGAAGAGUAUGGUAUGUUACGUGGCACUAACAAGGAGAUGAGAAAGCUUCAGAGUGUGUUGUCAACAAUCCAAGCCGUCCUUGAAGAUGCAGAAGAUCGACAAGUACUGGAUAAGGCAGUGAAGGAUUGGUUGAUAAAGCUCAAAGACAUUGCUUAUGAUGCAGAUGACUUGUUGGAUGAGUACAUAUCAGAAGCUUCACAACACAAACUGGACUUCCAUGAUCAUGUGGAUAUCCAAGGUUGCAUGAUCAAGGAGGUACGUUACUUCUGUUCUCAAUCAAAUCUGAUUCUCUGUAGUUAUAGAGUGAAGAGAGAGUUGAAGAAUAUAGUGGAGAGAUUAAAUACAGUAGCAGAUGAGAGGUUCAAAUUUCAUUUGAAAGAUAAGUUUCUUGAUUAUAGCACCCAAUCAUCUGGAAGGCUACAAUCAGAUUCUUUCUUAUUUGAAUCAGAAGUUUUUGGGAGAGAUGAGGAGAAAGAGAAAAUCAUGAAGUUUCUAAUGCAUUCAACUGAUAAAGGAGAUGUUUCAGUCCUUCCCCUAGUUGGUAUGGGAGGGUUAGGAAAAACAACACUUGCAAAAUUGGUCUACAAUGACAAGAGGGUGGAGGAGCAUUUUGAGCAAAGAAUUUGGGUUUGUGUUUCUGAAGAGUUUGAUGUAAAGAGGCUUAUGAGAGCAAUUGUAGAAUCAGUGACUGGGAAUAGAUGUGAUCUUCUAGAAAUGGAGACGAUUCACCGUCACAUUCAAGAAUUGAUAAUGGGGAAGAGGUUCUUACUGGUUUUAGAUGAUGUGUGGAAUGAUGACCAUGAAAAAAGAGCAUUCAAGUGUGGAAAACCAGAAGAGGGUUCAAGUAUAUUGGCAAUUGGAAAGGAAAUAGCAAAGAACUGCAGGGGUGUACCUUUGGCAGCAAAAGCUCUAGGAAGCUUAAUGAGCUUGAAAAGGCGGAGAAGUGAGUGGUUGCUUGUUAAAGACAAUGAAAUAUGGAAUCUUAUUGAGGAAGAAAAUGGCAUUUUGCCUGUAUUACGACUAAGCUAUGACAAUCUACCAUCACAUCUCAAACAAUGUUUUGCUUACUGCUCCCUAUUUCCUAAAGGCUGCAGGAUAAAGAAGGAGAAGUUAAUCCAUUUAUGGAUGGCAGAAGGAUUUAUUGGAUCGUCUCAAAGAAAGCCACUAGAAGAAGUUGGGAAUGAAUACUUUAAUGAAUUAUUUUGGAGGUCAUUCUUUCAAAAUGCAACAAAAGACAGCAAUGGUGACAUGGUGGACUGUGAAAUGCACGAUCUUCUUCACGAUCUUGCAAGAUCUGUUGCAGGUACCAGUUGCUUGAUGCUGGAGGUUGGCAGGCAAGUAAUCAUCCCUACAGGCACACGUCAUUUAUCUAUCAUUUGUAAUGAGACUGAAAAUCUGAAGGGCAUUAGUGAUUCAAAGCUACGCUCUUUCCUUCUGUUAUUUGCGCGGCGAAAGAUUGCAAAAGUAUCUGGUAAUUUGAUCUUGAGUAUCAAAUCCUUGCGUACUUUAGACAUAAGCAGUACUGGAAUCAAGAAGCUUUCAAAAUCAAUUGGUGCAUUGAAACAUUUAAGGUUCCUUGACCUAUCAUAUACUCUUAUAAAAAAGUUGCCUAACUCUAUCUGCAGUCUGUUCAAUUUGCAAACACUUGUACUCCUGCACUGCAGCCGUUUGGAGAUACUGCCAGAAAAUUUAAGAAAGUUGGUGAACCUGAGGCAUCUGAAUAGAUAUGGUUGUGGGUUAUUAACCGAAUUGCCAAAUGGAAUUGGAGAACUUGGCUCACUCAAAACAUUGCCACUAUUUAUAGUUGGUAAGCAAACGGGAUGCGGCAUUUCACAGUUGCAGGGCCUAGACCUUCAUGGAGAAUUAAAGAUUAAGAACCUUGAGAAUGUGAGGAAUGAAAGAUGUGCCAGGGAUGCAAACCCGAAGGAGAAGAGACACAUUCAGUCAUUGGAACUACUGUGGGAGAAUGUUGAUGAGGUAAGUGCAAGAGAAAAUGUUGAGUGUGUUACUGAAGGGCUUCAGCCAAAUUUUGAGUUAAAGAAGUUACUCAUUGAGAACUACGUGGGUUCGAAAUUCCCGAGUUGGUUGAUGAAUUCUUCUCUCACAAAUCUUGUCGAACUCUCGAUGGUCAAAUGUCAAAGGUGUGCUCAACUUCCUCCACUGGGAAAGCUGCCUGCUCUUGAGGUUCUCAGAAUUGAUGGAAUAGAUGCAACUAUGUACUUCUCCAAUGACUCCAGUGGAGCUAGCAGGGUUGCUGAUUUUGUGUCAUUGAAACGGCUCUCACUCAAAGAUAUGCCUAAUUUGUUGGGAUGGUCAUCUGUGGAAGGAAGAGAUCUACUUCCUUGCCUGAAAGAAUUGAUAGUCGAGUUUUGCCCUAAAUUGACCAACUUGCCAUAUCUUCCAUCUAUUGAAUCUUUAGAGCUUAACGAUUGCAGCAAUGAAAUAUUGGCAACAGUGACAAAGAUGUCCUCCCUUUCAAAUGCCCUUUUCAGUGGAUUUCUGGAGCUGAUCUAUCUGCCACAAGGGUUGCUCAGAAACAAAAAACAUCUAUUGUCUUUAGAAAUCAGGGACUGCCCAAAGCUCAGGUCUUUUUCUGGUGAGCUUGAUAGUCUCUCUGCCCUCCAAUCAUUCAGGAUCAGUAAUUGCCCUGAGCUUGAAUCCUUGUCAGAGUUGGGAAGCCUCAAAUCUCUCAAGUCCUUAUUUAUAGACAGGUGCCACAAUUUAGGUUCUUUUGCUGAAGAAGGAAUGGGAAGUUUAACUUCUCUUCAACAUUUUUCACUCUCAAACUGUGAAAAUAUAACAGCCUUUCCACAUGCUAUGAAGCAUCUUGUAUGCCUCCAAACACUACAUAUCUGGAGUUGUCCUAAAUUAAGCACUCUGCCUGAGUCACUGGGAAACCUUGCUGCACUCAAAGAAUUAGAGCUUUGGUAUUGUGAAAAUUUACUUUGUCUACCAGAAUCAAUGCAACGCCUCACUUCUCUUCAAUUUUUGUCAGUUUGGAGCUGUCCUCACUUGGAGAUACAAUGUGAGAAGGAUCAAGGCAAAGAUUGGCACAAGAUAAAACACAUUCCAUUUAUCAAGAUCAAUGGCCCCUACAUUCAAGCGAUAGAUAGUCAGCAUCUCUACUCUUUCUCUAACCUGUUGUCUUCAAAGACCUAAUAAAAAAGAAUUCAUUUUUCUUUUGUAUUUCAUAACAUUUAAGACAAGUUUAUUAUGAAGAAUGCAUACAUUAAUU
Messenger RNA from Corylus avellana, 3301 nucleotides. The record is from RefSeq and is a predicted model, not a curated record. Lineage: Eukaryota; Viridiplantae; Streptophyta; Magnoliopsida; Fagales; Betulaceae.